This is a messenger RNA of Rhinolophus ferrumequinum (greater horseshoe bat), 6632 nucleotides long. RefSeq names its product SMAD family member 5 (gene SMAD5). The record is from RefSeq and is a predicted model, not a curated record. The coding region runs from base 337 to 1734 and encodes 465 amino acids. Gene Ontology annotation, molecular function: I-SMAD binding; DNA-binding transcription factor activity, RNA polymerase II-specific; RNA polymerase II cis-regulatory region sequence-specific DNA binding. The transcript is spliced from 7 exons. Gene Ontology annotation, cellular component: heteromeric SMAD protein complex. Gene Ontology annotation, biological process: SMAD protein signal transduction; transforming growth factor beta receptor signaling pathway; cell differentiation. Lineage: Eukaryota; Metazoa; Chordata; Mammalia; Chiroptera; Rhinolophidae.
GCAUGCGCCGACCGCAGCGGGAGUCCUUCCCGGCUCCUUCCCUCCCUCAUCCGGGUCCUGGGCGAGCGGGCGCCGUGCGCGUGUCCCGUGGCCGAGCUGCUAAUAAAGUUGCACUGAGGGGAAGCGCAGCGGCGGCGCCGGGAGAGUGUGCCCAGGCGGCCGGAGAGACUUGAACCAAUGAAAGAAGCUUAUGGCACUUAUGAAGAUAAAUGUCACUCCUCCCUUUUUAAUUGGAGCGUCUGCUUAGGACGUGUAUAUGACUUUUCACCUGUGAUCUGUUCUUUCAGUAGCCACUGACUUUGAGUUGCAGGAAAGGUCUCUGAAGAUUUAUAUCAAAUGACGUCAAUGGCCAGCUUGUUUUCUUUUACUAGUCCAGCAGUAAAGCGAUUGUUGGGCUGGAAGCAAGGGGAUGAAGAGGAGAAAUGGGCAGAAAAGGCAGUCGAUGCUUUGGUGAAAAAGCUAAAAAAGAAAAAGGGUGCCAUGGAGGAACUGGAGAAAGCCUUGAGCAGUCCGGGACAGCCGAGCAAAUGUGUCACUAUUCCCAGAUCUUUAGAUGGACGCCUGCAGGUUUCUCACAGAAAAGGCUUACCCCACGUUAUAUAUUGUCGUGUUUGGCGCUGGCCUGAUUUGCAGAGUCAUCAUGAGCUAAAACCAUUGGAUAUUUGUGAAUUUCCUUUUGGAUCUAAGCAAAAAGAAGUUUGUAUCAACCCAUACCACUAUAAGAGAGUGGAGAGUCCAGUCUUACCUCCAGUAUUAGUGCCUCGUCAUAAUGAAUUCAAUCCACAGCACAGCCUUCUGGUUCAGUUUAGAAACCUGAGCCACAAUGAACCACACAUGCCGCAAAACGCCACUUUUCCAGAUUCUUUCCACCAGCCCAACAACACUCCUUUUCCCUUAUCUCCAAAUAGCCCCUAUCCCCCGUCCCCUGCUAGCAGCACAUACCCCAACUCCCCAGCAAGUUCUGGACCAGGAAGUCCUUUUCAGCUCCCAGCUGAUACUCCUCCUCCAGCCUAUAUGCCACCAGAUGAUCAGCUGGGUCAAGAUAAUUCUCAGCCCAUGGAUACAAGCAAUAAUAUGAUUCCUCAGAUUAUGCCCAGUAUAUCCAGCAGAGAUGUUCAGCCUGUUGCCUAUGAAGAGCCCAAACAUUGGUGUUCAAUUGUUUACUACGAAUUAAACAAUCGUGUUGGGGAAGCUUUUCAUGCAUCUUCUACUAGUGUGUUAGUAGAUGGAUUCACAGACCCUUCAAAUAACAAAAGUAGAUUCUGCUUGGGAUUGUUGUCAAACGUUAAUCGAAAUUCGACAAUUGAAAACACUAGGCGACAUAUUGGAAAAGGUGUUCAUCUGUACUACGUUGGCGGAGAAGUGUAUGCAGAGUGUCUCAGUGACAGCAGCAUAUUUGUACAGAGUAGGAACUGCAACUUUCAUCACGGCUUUCAUCCUACCACUGUCUGUAAGAUUCCCAGCAGCUGCAGCCUCAAAAUUUUUAACAACCAAGAGUUUGCGCAGCUGCUGGCUCAGUCUGUUAACCACGGGUUUGAGGCGGUAUAUGAGCUUACCAAAAUGUGUACAAUUCGCAUGAGUUUUGUCAAGGGCUGGGGAGCAGAAUAUCACCGGCAGGAUGUUACCAGCACGCCAUGUUGGAUUGAGAUUCAUCUUCACGGGCCUCUUCAGUGGCUGGAUAAAGUCCUCACUCAGAUGGGCUCCCCUCUGAACCCCAUAUCUUCUGUUUCAUAGUGCAGAAGUAUUCUUUUCAAAUACGUUAUUAGUGGACUUGUUUUAAUUUUAGGGAAACUUUCAGUACAGAUACUGUGAGCUUACAUGGAAAAUAGCUUAUUUUUUUCUACAUAAUUGUGACCAAUACCUUUGUAUUUUGUGAUGAAUCUACAUUUGUGUGUAUUAAUGUUCAUGUGAUUAACUUUCAAAAGUGUUGUGAAAGAUGCAGAGUAACUAUCAUGCUCCAGUUCAAAAGUUUGGCAUUAAUCUUAAACUGGAACAUACUUUUGCCUUAUUGUCUCAACAAUUUUUUUAUGUUAAAUUUGUUUUGAAAAAGUAAUACAUCACAUGAUGAAAAAUUGUAACUGUAUAAGUGGGUAUAUAUACAGUGAAAAGUCCUUUGACUUUUGAUCCUCCAGAAGCUGUACUUUUACCAGUUUCUUUGUCCUACCAACUUUAAAAAAGUAUAAUUCAUUGUUCUGUAAAAGCAUAUAGUAGGGGCUUAAAAGAAACUAUAAAAAAAAAAACUUCUAUUUGAAGGAACGCUACGCACUACUCUAACAAGUAGUGUUCAGUAAAAACAAAGCGAUAGUUUUCUAGAUGACAUCAUAAAAUGUACAUUUAAUACAGCUAAAUGUAUGUCAUUGUAUUGUGACUUCACUCAAUAUAUCUUUUGUAAAACAUUUCCUUUUUUAAAAAAAUACUGCCAACAAUGGAUCUCCAGUAUAUGUCAUUUACUCAGAAUCUGUCAUAAGUACUGCUUUAUAGCUAGUGACAUUGCGUGCACGGCCUUGUUCAGCUACGUUUGCUGCUUUUGGCCAGUGUUGCAAGAACUCUAAUUUUGACAUGCAUUAAUCUUUUAUUUUGCACUUUGAUGGGUGACAGUUCUUAAUGUAACCUUUUGUGAAACACACUCAAGUGACUUGGACUUAAGACUCCUCCUUACUUCCUUGGUACCCCUUUUGUAUUAACAAACACUGCAAUUUAUAGGUUACAGUUGUAGGAAGUUAACCCUUUUUUCUAGCUUUUGUUGUAUUUUCAAUGUAGAUUAUAAGACUGUUAUUCUCUAGCUCCAAUUUAAGGUGCCUUUUUAAUUCCAGUUUUAUGGAUGUUAUUAAUGUUGGAAAAUCGUGUACUUAAUUCCAGUGCUCUUACUUGCCUCAGUCUCUCCAUGGAAGGACCUAUAUGCUGUAGCCAUAGGAGCCUCUUCUCUUCAGUCUGGCCCCAAGGAUGAGGCUACUCGUCUGAUACUUAGAGGACUCAGUAGUGGUUGCUGAGGUAGCUGAAGUUAAAGCAUUCCCGUAGCAAAGGACGCCAACUGUUCUCUCAGUUACCACGCUGUCUUUUAACAUUUUUCAAGCACCUAUGUGAGUGUUAGCCUCCCAGAAUACCAUCCUCAGAGAGGAAAGACGUGCAAACUCUAAAAUACCAUUGAAAUCAAUCAUGCUUAAAAGCUUUGGGUAAAGGGCUCAACCCUUUUUUAGGGAGUAGUCAGAUGGACUCUUCUUGGUUAUGGCAUGAGAACAAAGAUGUUAUUUUGAAAAAAAUGACCUAAUUUACCUAUCUAAAGAAUCUUACUUUCUGGUGCCUUUUGUAAGUAUAUGGAGCCAUGUUAGUCUUCUGUUUAAAAUGUUAGUUUGGUUUGACUUUCUUCCUUGUCCUUUCUGCUUUUAUGAGGAAGAAAAUGCAUAUCUUGAUGAAAGGAGAAGGCAAUUCCUUUUGUUUUCUGUGACAUUAUUUAUUGCUUUUACAAAGUGCAGCCAGUGGAUGGUUUUAGUUCUUUCAGAUGAAGUGCCAUGAAUGAGUGUUUCAACUCACAGCCCUUUGCUGGGUAAAAGAAUACUUUGUGACAGUCAGUGUACCUGAUAUCAAUGUACCUGAUAUGCAUUCUCAAUCUCUCAGAGCUGUAUCAGCCACAUGAAAGAGGAUAUUAUUUGCUUAGUGAUAGAACAGUUUUUAUUUACAUCAUUUUACUCACUGGGCUCAUAGCACAAUCUUUGGAACAAAUUUGUAGAAAAAACUAUCUAGCUUGAAUGACAGAUACCUGUAAUCAACUUCAGUGGGCUUGAACUGAUGGAAACUAUUGAAUUGUUUUAUUGAUGCUUUCAAUUGAGUUAAUUAAAAUUUAAUUUUUAUUCAUGUCAUAGACUUUAGUUAUUAGCAGGAUUUUAAGUGAUUGCCCUUUUCUGUGUUUUCUCUAUGGAGUUGUGUCUCGUGAAUGAUGGUGCUGAAGCUGUUAACAGUUGAGUUUCAUGGAGAAGUAUAAGCCUGUUGUGUUUCCUAGAAGUUGUAAACUCCGCAGCCUUGGGUUUUAAAUGAAAACAAUUUAGGUGCUUCUAUGGUUUCUGAGGAUGCCCAAUAUCUAUCGAUGGGAAAUAAAAAUUGCCAAUGAGAUUUUUUUAAAAGUAAGUAAAAUUGUGACCAGUGGAAAGAAAGUACCUCUGAAAGAAACCAUUUCAGAAAAUUACAAUUUUUAAGUAUUUCUUUAAUCCUCAGAAUGGUAUAUAAAACUUAAAUACCAUUAAAAUAAUCACAUUUUAUAGCAUGUACAAUAUGUUAAUGUAUGCCAGCUGAAAAGACAGAGUCUAGGAAUAAUAAAAUUACAUCCAAUUUGGUAAAUGCAAAAAAGAAGAAUAGAAUCAAAAUCUCAGUAAAGAGUUAAAGCAACAGAAAGAUGUUGAUUGGGAAAAAAACAAUUUAAGAGGUACAUUUGACUAACUUCUCUGCAUAGUAGGUGUUCUGAUUGGUAUUAUGGUCUGGUUGGUAUUGCCUGCUUAAGUUGUGGAAUAUAAACUAGUAGACAUGUUACUGAUCUGUUGAAGCUAACAUUUUUUUCUGUAGAGAGAAUUUAAGGAAGACAUCAAUCAAAAGGUCAUACACACACACACACAUCAGAAUAGAAAUCAUUUUUCACAUUCUAUUGUUAUAUAAGAAAACUGAUAAUACAAUUGGCUGGGUUUUUGAGGCAAAGUCCACAGUAAUAUUACUAGAUAGCUCAACAAGCUAAACCUAAUGGUACAGAAAGAGGAUUUAGCCAUUUUAUACUUUUCGAACAUUUGAGAGUAAGACAUCCUUUUAGGAUGUCAAAUGAUCAAUAUGUAUUCAGACCUGAAAUGUAUUGUCAAGAGAAGAAGUGGGGCUUACAUUAUUAAAAACUUCAGUAUUACACGAGGGUACCUGUGGGAAACAGUUUCCCUGUACUGGUAUUCUGUUAAAGGAGGCAAUUUAUACAAAAAAUGAAAUCCUACCAAUAGCGGAGAGACUCCAAAGAGUUUGACAGCGAUGUGUUUUUAUUAUGAAGAGCAUCUUUUACACCAAUUUAGAUCCAUUUCUUUAUACUUUUUCUAGUUGUUUGCUUAAUAUUACUUUGGCUCAUUAUCACUUUCCCACUUAAAAUAUAUUAAUAUCUUUUGUACUUCCUGAAGAAGGAAGACUCUUGUGAAUUAUGAAAUCCAGCUUCCAAUGAUGACUUUAAUUUUGGACCUGUUAACUUUUCAGAGAGUCAGAGCCCUUCUUUGUCGUCUUAGUUAAAUCCUCACUUAAUCUCUCCGGUAGGAAUAUGUUUCCUCUUUAUACCCAUCAGCUAGAUAAGCACAGAUCUUUUAAGAUAGUAGAUAGCCUGGUGGUUUUAGAAGUGUUUGGUAAUUUUUAUGGGAGUGAGUUUUCCUAAGCAUUGGUUUAUGGAUGGUCUCAAAUAUUAACUAUGGCAGCUUUUUGGAGGUAACCUCAGGUUUGAUGCCUGUUUUUCCAGAGCAGCAGCAUUUUCCUCACUGGCACAGGUGGGAUUCUGGGGAGGAUUUCUCUUCACAGAAGAUACAUGUAUGGAAAAUGAGAAUUCAAGGCAUCUCUUCUGCAUAAACAAUUCUUCCUGCUGCACAGAAACUGGACAGUUCUUUGGAAUUCACUGGAUUGCAGUUCAGAAUGUCAUGACUAUAAGAGGUAACAGUCUUUAUCAAGCCUUUGCUAUAUUGGAUUAUACUUAAUAGAAACUCGUCUUCUAAAAUACAACUAUGUUGUAAUUGAAGUGUCACCCGAAAAUUGGAUGGUUUACAAAACCAGUGUGAGGGAUUUUACAUAACAAUCUUUUUUAAAGUAAGAGCUUAUUUUGUACUAUUUGCUGGUAGCAAUUGCUGUAAAACCAGUGAUGAGUUAUUUUGUUGAAAAGACCCAGGCAGAGCAAGAUUCUUCUGUCAUUCAUGAAUACUGAGAAAGGUUUGCAUGGUUCUUGUCUCAAUAAUUCUGUUCUUAAAAUUCUUAAAAUCAUUAUACCAUUGUCCUUUAAGGUUUUAUUUGAAGAUGCUGUUUUUAAAAUGUUCAGAAUUUUGUGUACAGGUAGAUUUCCCCCCUCAUUAUUAGAUAGUGCCUUCUUAAUACUAGCUGGUGUUAGCUAUACCCAAACUCUGGUGAGGCCAGACAAGCCCAAGUUCUUUGUAAAAGGAGAAAUCUUUUAGAGUCAGAUUUUCCCUUCUCACACCAUUACAGAUGAUGUUGCUUUGAUUUAUUUAUACAGUAUUUUUACUGUAGGACUCUUGAAGAUAAUAGUUGGGCAAGUGGUUUUCUUCUUAACCUGUUUGGUUAAGGUUUGCAUUUUGAAAAUCACCUAUUUUAAAAUUGGAUGAGAUUGUAAUCAUGAAAAUUAUACGUACCUGCCCAUGUUCUCUUAAAAAGAUACUUCGUAUACAGAUGAAAAAGACCAAACCAAUGACUGCACUCUAGGUCUGCUUCUUAUUUGUACUUGUUCUGCUUGUUUGUUGUAGAAAAUGAAAUUCUAGCAACGUGCUUCAAUGCUGUUAUCUUUUUGAUACUUAUAAAAAUGUAUUAGGUUUUACUGUAUUGUGCUUUUCAAAGCCAUAACUCUUAAGAACUUUGUUUUUGCAUAUUGUUUGCUAAUACUUUAUUUUAAUAAAUCUCAAAACCUG